AUGUUCCUCUCAACUCUUACUAUUCUUUGCCUGUUCUGCACAUGGACCAGUGCUGCUUCCAUCUCCUCUGGGACUUGCGUUGUUCCUGAGAGCCAACAAUCAUUGGUAACAGGCCUUGAGAAGCAAUUGGUGGACUAUGCCAACCUGCUAUGUUUCCCUGAGCCCAGUGUCCUGAUUGCUUUGAACCUGGCAGAAAACCAGGACAUCACUGCAAGAAAGUUACUCCUUCAGCAGCUCAAGGACACAGCUGCAAAAGAGAUGACAUCUGGUAAAGUAGCCCUUUAUGCCCUGGCUCUCCGAUCAUCCUGUGAAAACCCUGCUGAUGUCACCACACCAGAAAAGAUAGUUAACUUGGUUCAUGUCCUUGAGGAGAAAACAAAGGAAGAGAUUGACUACUAUUAUAGCCAUGAUGCCCUCAAGACAACCUACUACCAGCUGGCACUGGAUUGUCUGGCCCUGUGUGUAGAAAACAGCCCGGAUGUCGAAAUGGCAGCUAUCAUCCUUGCCAAGGCAGGACUGUCUAAUGGCUUCCAGAGUUCAGGCCAUUUCUCUGUCGAUACUGCAGCCGUAGCAAGUUUGGCACUGGCCUGUGUGUAUGAUGGAAUGAUCGCAACUCAGCAGAACAAGCUUGUGGGAACCAUUCAGGAUGCCUUGGCCCACCUCACAAAGCAAAUCCUUGGUGAACAGAAGAGCAGUGGCAUCAUUGGUAACAUCUAUAGCACUGGCCUAGCAAUGCAGGCCCUCAGUGUUACUUCUGAGUUCUAUCCCAGUGGAGCAUGGAGCUGUAGUAAGACGCUAGACAAAAUGUUGGACGAGGUCUACCUGGGAGCCUUUAAUACCCCUGGAGCUGCUUCUCAGAUCCUACCUUCUCUGGUGGGCAAAACAUACUUGGAUGUAAAGGGCUUUGUUUGCUCCCCAGCAGAUGUUCCCACCAUUUCGGUUCAGUACACCAUUAGCAAUGACAGAGUAGGAACCUACUUCACAUUUUCCAUAACGGUGGAGGUGCCAAAGGGCUCCGUACUACUUGCUGUCUUGGAAGCGGCUCAAAGUGCAGAACCAAGUAAAUUCAGCUUUCAAACUGAGCAGACUUCCUGGGGUCCCAUGGUUGUCUCUAUCAAUGGUGUCGAAGCCAACAACAAUGAGAAGACCUACUGGGAGUUCUUCAGUGGCAAAACACCUCUUGAUCAAGGUGUUGGCAGCUACAAGCCUACGGAUAAUGAGCACAUUCUGGCCAUAUUCAACACAUACUGAUAAACCAGUUCUCUAGAGGACAAAGGACAAAUGUUCAAAGAUGUAUCUACAAAAUAUACCAAAGUAUAUCUCCACUGUGU
This is a messenger RNA of Anolis sagrei ordinatus, 1331 nucleotides long. RefSeq names its product cobalamin binding intrinsic factor (gene CBLIF). The record is from RefSeq and is a predicted model, not a curated record. NCBI's taxonomy places the organism in Eukaryota, Metazoa, Chordata, Lepidosauria, Squamata, Anolidae. Gene Ontology annotation, molecular function: cobalamin binding. Gene Ontology annotation, biological process: cobalamin transport.